CAACGGUAUAACACAUAUAAGUAUUGGUGCAGAAUCUGAUCCUCCAAGAUUUCUUUUCUGUUGCAGGACAUCUUCCCUCUUUUGUUUUCGAAUUUGUGACGCCUGAUGCCUUCGCGCUUCUUUUCCUAGGUUCUUGCGCACACGUUUCGACAAAACUUUCGCAUUAACUUUUCCUAUUGAAUAAUGUUGAAUAAAAUUAAUUACAGAGAAUGUUCCAGGAAUAUAAUCUGAAAUGAACGAGCUUGUAAAUAAUAUUACCUUUAACAUCACUGCUUAUUGAACCUUUGCUACGAUGUCUUCCAGUUUUAUGCGCCUUAUUCGUUUGCUUAAACGCACCUGGUCGAUGCGCUUCUUGCUUUACUAUCGGCAUUUUUAGCGAUUUUUACUUAUAAUCUUGUCAAGAUGAAACACGGAAUGUUGCCUCUACGACGUACGAAACAGUACUAAGCACCACGUGCAUCGUAAAUCGAGAAGACAAAGAAAAACAAUUGAAAAACGUCUUGUUAGUAACAACGUAGAAACGUUUUUCUUCCUACGAUAGUCAUUUUUUCAACGUUGGUCACAUUAAGAAAUGCCGAUCGUGCACCGCCAGGCGCGCACAUGGUUAAGCGUUAGUCUUUUACAAAUUUACAAAUUAUAGGUUACAUUUGCGCGUGUUCGAUUUGAACAGGUUUCAACUGAAAGAACCGAAACAACAUGGGACGAAAAGCAAAAUUUGACGAGACAUCCAUUCCAACUGGUCGUGGAAGAAAAGCAAAGAAGCAGAAGGAUCCAACAUUUCCAAAAGGAAUUCUUGUCAAAGAAGAAACAAAAUUGAGUCACCGACAGAAGCAACGAGCAAAAAAAAGACUACUGAAACAGCAGAAACUGAAGGAACAUGCAAAGAUGUUGCAGAAAAAAAAGAAAGAGAAGACUGAAGAUACAGCAAAUAGUAUUAGGGAUGUAUCCAAACAGCUAAAGAAAAAGAAGCAACAUCAAGAGGCAAAAAAUGCAAUAAAUGGAAAAAAUAUUGAACAUGUAUUCGAGCAGUCAAAGAAAAAAAAGAAAUCUAUUAAAUUUAUACCAACUAAAAAUGACGAUUCCAACGACGAAGACAAUGAAAUACUGUUAAAUGAUGGUGAUAAUGCAUCAGAGGAUGAGAAAACCAUAGACAAUGAACAGUAUAAAAGUACAAAAAAGAAAUUAUUAGAUAGCGAUACAGAAGAUGAAAAUGGUAUCGCGGAAAGCGACGAAGAACUUGGCAGUGGUGGAUCUGAUCAGAGUAUGGAAACCGAAGAGGAUGAAGAUAUGGGUGCAGAAGAUGAUGAUUUGCUGCCUAUAGAAAAAGCAAAUAAGAAGCUAAAGAAGAAACAAGCAAAAGAACAAAAAAUGGCAGAAGAAGAAAUGAACGAUAUGAUGGCACAACAAUCUGACUUUACCUUUCCUACCGAGGAAGAACUCGCGAAUACUAUUAAUCUUAAGGAUAUCCAACAGCGGAUAAAGGACGUUGUUAUGAUCUUGUCAGACUUCAAAAGAUUACGCGAUGCCAACAGGUCUCGUUUGGAAUACAUGGAACUACUUAAGAAGGACCUAUGCACUUACUACAGUUACAACAACUUUUUAAUGGAAAAACUGAUGCAGAUAUUCCCACUGGACGAACUACUGGAAUUUUUGGAAGCGAGCGAAGUACAGAGGCCUAUGACGUUACGAGCGAAUACGUUAAAGACACGUCGACGCGACUUAGCAGAAGCUUUAAUCAAUAGAGGAGUCAAUCUGGACCCGAUAGGAAAAUGGACCAAAGUUGGAUUGGUAGUGUAUUCUUCUCAAGUCCCAAUGGGUGCAACGCCAGAAUACCUGGCAGGUCAUUACAUCAUACAGGGUGCAUCUAGUUUAUUACCAGUUAUGGCUUUGGAACCGAAGGAGAAUGAAAGGAUUUUGGACAUGUGUGCUGCACCUGGUGGGAAGUCUUCGCACAUAGCGGCGCUCAUGAAAAACACAGGUGUGCUUUUCUCGAACGACGUAAACGAGGAGAGAAUAAAGGCUGUCGUUGGUAAUUUUCAUAGACUUGGCAUUGUAAAUUCCGUUAUUUGUACUUAUGACGGACGUAAAAUACCAUCGGUGAUCAAAGGAUUUGACAGAGUUCUCCUGGACGCACCAUGUACUGGUACUGGUGUUGUAUCCAAAGAUCCUAGCGUUAAGACCAACAAAGAUGAAGUGGACGUACAACGUUGUUGCACUUUACAAAGGGAGUUACUUUUGUCAGCUAUAGACUGUGCGAAUGCUCGUUCAGAAUCUGGUGGAAUUAUCAUUUACUCGACGUGCUCGAUUCUGCCUGAGGAGAACGAGUGGAUCGUAGAUUAUGCUCUUAAGAAACGUGACGUUAAACUAGUACCUACUGGUUUAGAAUUUGGAACUGAAGGUUUUACCAGCUACAGACAACACAGGUUUCAUCCCUCGCUAAAAUUGACGAAAAGAUUUUAUCCGCAUGUACAUAAUAUGGACGGUUUCUUUGUUGCAAAAUUGAAGAAGUUCUCAAAUAUUGUUCGAAGAAAAAAAGAUACAGAUGAUGAAGAAUCGCUAGAUUAACAUUGAAAUCUAAUAAAUUUUUUUAAAGUAAUCACUGAAAUAUUCGAAAAAAACUCACCGAUCAAGCAACUUCUGAAUAUAUUAAAAAUAUAUAUAAAUACGUAUGUACAGAAUUUUAAUCUUACAGUAAAUUUUAUGUAUAAAUUAUGUAACUUUCUAUAAUUACAGUAAUACAAGUUGGAAUAUAUAAAUAUAUAUAUAUGUACAUAUGUAUUGUUUGCGAUCAAUUGAAAUGGUUUAACAAUCGUGUGAAACUUUACGGAGCUAUACGAUACUGCGAUCGUUAAUGAAAAAAUAUACUUUUCAGUUGUUUGUCGCACAGUCUUUUCACCUCCUCUGAAAGAUAUACAAUUUUAUUAAGCUCCGGUACAUUGGUAAACGAGUAAAGUAUCGAGUACAUACCUUCUAUCUCAAUAAAGUUUGCACUCUUUUGCUGAAUAACUACGAAGAAUUCCCUCAAGUUAGAUAAUUUGCCUACAACCCAAUAACCGCUCAUAGUUUUUAUCACAAUUUCACCAGCUUCUUUCAAUCUGUAACGAAACAAAAUACAUAUUCCAAUGUGGAGAUUAAAUUAUACUUAAUCUAACACAAUAUACCAACUUA
Messenger RNA from Megalopta genalis, 3168 nucleotides. Its product is annotated as 28S rRNA (cytosine(4447)-C(5))-methyltransferase. Gene Ontology annotation, molecular function: RNA binding; rRNA (cytosine-C5-)-methyltransferase activity. Gene Ontology annotation, biological process: rRNA base methylation; maturation of LSU-rRNA. The record is from RefSeq and is a predicted model, not a curated record. Gene Ontology annotation, cellular component: nucleolus. Lineage: Eukaryota; Metazoa; Arthropoda; Insecta; Hymenoptera; Halictidae.